AACGCAUUCAGUUGUGCCAGUGACUUACUUACCAUGUGUAAAUUCAGUCGACAAUUAGUUUUGCGAUUAAUACUAUGUUUGGCAUUUGACCAUAUUUAUGGGCAAGUGUCCGAGCGUAUUGUUGGCGGCAGUGCGGUGACACAAAAGAUAUAUCCUUAUUAUGUGCGUCUGCACUAUCGAGGACUGUUCAGUUGCGGCGGUUCGUUGGUGCGGAAUAAUGCUGUACUCACGGCUGCACACUGUGUCAGUGGCAGAAAUGUGGAGGAGCUGAGCGUACACGCGGACACCAUUAAUUUGGGCGACACUGGAGUAGUGAGAACAAUCAAGUACAUGCUGGUUCCAAAAAAAUACGAUGCGUAUACACUAAAUUAUGAUGUAGCGGUGUUGAUACUCUCCUCUGCCAUACCGAGUGCACCAGUGAUACCAUUGAAUAAGGACGCGGUCCCUGCCGGUACGAGUUGCCUGGUUAUUGGUCAUGGCAGAACCAAAGAAAACGGCGUCCUCUCGAGACAAUUGCAAGAGAUCUACGUACCUAUCAUGAGUCGGGAAGUUUGUCAGCACAAAUAUCUCGGUAACUACGUUGUUACACAAUAUAUGAUGUGCGCUUGGAGAUUGGGCAAAAAGGAUUCGUGUAAAGGUGAUUCUGGCGGUCCGAUGGUAUGCAACGGUAAACAGGCUGGCAUUGUUUCGUGGGGCUUGGGUUGUGGGCGUGUCCAAUAUCCGGGCGUUUACACAGACAUAAGCCAGGUGUAUGGUUUCAUUGAAUAUUUGCUUAAAAAGUAUGCGUAAGCAGGAAGUGGAGCAGAAUUAUAUGUUUUUGGAAUAAGUACUGUUAUCUUUGCUUGACU
Messenger RNA from Bactrocera dorsalis (oriental fruit fly), 848 nucleotides. RefSeq names its product trypsin II-P29-like. The transcript has a single exon. Bases 34 to 789 code for a protein of 251 amino acids. NCBI's taxonomy places the organism in Eukaryota, Metazoa, Arthropoda, Insecta, Diptera, Tephritidae. The record is from RefSeq and is a predicted model, not a curated record. Gene Ontology annotation, molecular function: serine-type endopeptidase activity. Gene Ontology annotation, biological process: proteolysis.